GUUGCCCCGGGGGCGACGGGCCGUUCCGGCGGCAUGUGGAGGGCGCUCGGCGCCCGCGCCGCGCGGAGCCCCCGCGGAGGGACCCCCGGGACCCCCCGAGCAGGGACCCCCGCAGGGACUCCCCGGGCCGCCCCCGCCGCGCUGUUGGCCCGCCAGUGCAGCUGCGUGACGGUGCACGGGGCGCGGCGGGCUCGGCGGGCCUGGCCCCGCGGGCACGGGGAGGGGACGGCGGCGGAGGGAGGAGGAGGAGGAGGAUCAGGAUCGGGAUCGGGAUCGGGCUGGGGGGGGUGGUGGCGGGGAGCGCUCCGCGGCCGCCCCGCCCUCGCCGGCCCCGGGCGCCUGAUGGCCGCGCUCGCCGGGGUGUUCGUGUGGGACGGGCGGCGCAUCGAGGAGGAGGAGCUGCGGCGCUCCGCGCAGGAGAUGAAGCACAUGGAGAACCUGUCCAGCCUGGCCCAGGGCAGUGGCCCCAUGGAAUUCCAGCCCUCGGAGCGGGAGCAGCCCUGGGAGCUCAUCAUGGACAAGAAGCACUUCAGGCUGUGGCGGAGGCCGAUCCAGGGAUCCCACCUGUACCAGUACCGAGUGUUUGGAUCCUACACGGAUGUGACUCCUAGGCAGUUCUUCAAUGUCCAGCUGGACACGGAAUAUCGGAAGAAAUGGGAUUCCCUGGUGAUCAAACUGGAUGUGAUCGAGCGGGACGUGGCCACGGGCUCCGAGGUGAUUCACUGGGUCACCCACUUCCCGUAUCCCAUGUAUUCCCGGGAUUACGUCUACGUCCGGCGCUACAACGUGGACAAGGAGAACAACCUGAUGGUGCUGGUGUCGAGGGCUGUGGAGCAUCCCAGCGUUCCCGAGGAUCCCGAGUACGUCCGGGUGAGGACCUACGAGUCCCAGAUGGUGAUCCGACCCCACAAAACCUUUGAUGAGAAUGGGUUCGAUUACCUGCUCACCUACAGUGACAACCCCCAGACCGUGUUCCCGCGCUACUGCGUCAGCUGGAUGGUCUCCAGCGGAAUGCCGGAUUUCCUGGAGAAACUGCACUCGGCGGCCCUGAAGGCCAAGAAGAUGGAGCUGGAGGUCCGGGAUUACCUUUCCAAGGGCUCAGACACGGCCCCGGAGCCCUGUGGCCCCGCCCAGCUGGAAUAUGCCUGAGGCGCUGGAAUUCUGGGAAUUGCCUCGGACAGGGACCUGUGCUGUGGGAUUUCAGCCCCAUUUUCCCUCCCCAUCCCAUUCCCGAUGCUCAAGGACAGGGAUUUGUUCCCCCUGCUGCGUGUCUGUGGUGGAAUCUGCGUCUCCUGGUCGAUGUUUCCUCAUCCUAACAGGGAAAACCCAUGGAAUUCCCACUUCUUCUGGCAGUGGGUUCUCCCCACUCCUCAUCCCUGCUCAGACUGGAAUGUUUUCGGGAUGCGGUGGCACCACAGGGAUUGGUGAUGGUGCUCCACGUCACCAUUUCCACGGGGUUUUCCCCCCAGAAACAGCCCUUUGAACUCAUCCCUUUGGGAUUUCUGGGACUGGGAGUUGGGAUUACUGGGAUGGGGGUUGGGAUUUCUGGGAAGGGGUGUUUGAACUGGUGAAACUGGGGAAAAAAAGGCAGUUUUGGGGGGGUUUUAGGGAUUGGGGGGCACUGGUGCUGCCCUGGGUCACCCUGAGCCCCCUCCCCAGUUUGGGGGGUCUCCGUCGGCCUUGGGAAUCUGGGAAAACAGGAGGAGCAGAAAACUACUUAAUAAACAUCUAGGAUCUUCAUUAGCUCCUAAUUGACGACCCCCCUUCUCCCAGUCACCAGUUUGGGGGGGUUUGGGCCCCCCUUUAAUCAUCGCUCUAAAUUCUCACUUUAUAAUAAAUUUAUCCUAAUUUUAUCA
This is a messenger RNA of Pipra filicauda (Wire-tailed manakin), 1856 nucleotides long. It is a transcript of the gene STARD7, whose product is annotated as StAR related lipid transfer domain containing 7. The transcript has 8 exons. Lineage: Eukaryota; Metazoa; Chordata; Aves; Passeriformes; Pipridae. The coding region runs from base 34 to 1149 and encodes 371 amino acids. Gene Ontology annotation, molecular function: lipid binding. The record is from RefSeq and is a predicted model, not a curated record.